AUGGCGAACGACUAUGUCGGCCAGCUUCUGUCGGAGUACCUUCGUGUGAUUAAUGAAAAGGACAAUGAGAUACAAAAACUUAUAAAGGGUAUGGAAGACCUAAGGAUUUCCCAUAAAAAAUGCGAUGACAAAUUCAAAACGAAACUUAAUUUCCUCAAGUCAGAAAUACACGAAAGAAGCACAACUGAGAUGCAACUCAAAAACAGGAUCGCUGAGAGUGAAGUUGUCAUGAGUGAAUUCUUAUCGCAAAGCGAGACGCUUAAGAAUGAUCUACAGGCUAAAGACAAAGAGUUGCAGGAGGUCUCUGGAAGGUUAUCUACAGAAUGCAAUAAACUUCAAAAAGAGGUUAGGGAACACAUUGAAACUAUAGCGGAACUCAAGCAUCAAAUCGAAGAGUGCAAUAUAGAGCUGAAAGAAGCGGCUAUCAGGCAACAGGAUUUGGAAAAGGGAAAAAGUGCCCAUCACGCGACAAUAUCAGUGCUCCAAGAUAAGGUUCGGUUGUCUGAAGAUACCAUCUGUGACCUCAACGGGACUGUAGCCCUUCUUCAAAACCGACUCCAGGAUUCGAUCUCGCGACAAGAGCACGAGCGUUGUGUGGCUCAGGUUGAGGCGAAAAGUACUGAGAAUACUACCAAGCAUGAACGUAUCACGACGGCACUAAAUCAACAGCUUCAUACGAUGGAAGAAGAAACCAAGGAAUUAAAGAAUGCGCUUAAUCAAUACCGGCAGAGCCUUCAAGAGGCCGCUGCGCAGCGAGAGUCUAGCGAUAAGGUAGUGAGUGAGUUACGACAGCAGCAUCAGGAGCGGGAGCACCUCUUGGAGAUGACGCGCCGUGAAGCUCAGUCGUGGAAGGAGAGCUGCGCAAAGGCUACUGACAUCCAAGCCGAGAUGGGGCGCACGAUCGCGUCCAAGGACGAUCAGCUGCGCCGUACGGUUGAGACUCUACAGGAGACCCGUCUCACACUGGAACGAGUAAAAGUGCAAGCGGACGCAACUGAAAAAUCCAUCCAAAUGCAGUUAAAUUCAAUGUGUGAGAAGUCCAAGCAAUACCAAGAGGAAAUAGAGCGCUACCGCAGACAGUUAGAAAGCAAGGAGAACGCAUUGCGCGAGGCGACAGCAGCCCUAGGAACUCUUAAGGACAAUGUAUCAUUGACAACUAGUAACCUUAGAGAUCAGCUUGCUAUAACGAAUGCCUCCGCAUCUGCCUGUAAAGAAGAAAAUGAACGCUUGAGGCAAGAACUCAAGCAGGAGCAGCUGAAGCGGCAAGAAACACAACACACCCUCAGCCAAGAGGUGGCAGCCCUGCGAAGUAAAAUUGAGGAGUAUCAGGCGGCUGCCCAGACCAGUUGGCAACGUCUGCGGGAUAAGGAGGAGGAGAUACGGAGACUGGAGUUGGUCCACGACAAGGCGCUGAAGGAGCGGAAAUAUGAACACGAAUCCGCUAUGGAGUCUAUGUGUCGUAGCAAGGACGCCGAGAUACAGGAUACACUCUCCCGCCUAGAGCGCUGCCGAGCUGAACUCUUGGACCAUUCAGGUGGCAAUAAGGGCCUUUCUCAGAAUCUCGAGCGAUACGCUGAGCGCACUCGUCAGUUAAUGGAGGAGCUUAGCUGUGCGAAGAGUUCUCUCGUAUCGAAGAAUGAGACCAUUGAGGAGCUUAAGAGGAAUCUGGAGGUUGCGAAUGGCAAACUUGUCCAACAGGAACAACGCAUCACCAUCCAUCUACAGGAGGAAGCUCAGCUUCGGCGCCGUUUAGAGGCGGGGGAGCGCGAUCUAGAGGCUGUGAGGAGCGAUCUUAUUCAUUCAGAGGCCGCCGUCGCCGAGCGCGAUAGCACAGUGCGAAGAUUAGAGGAGACCAUCAACAAGACACAGGGCAAUGAGCAAGCUCAGGAAGCUCGUAUCCAAACGCUCCAUCGACAAAUUGCUGAGCAACAGGAAGCAGAACAGCUCUCUAGAAAGGAGCUCGCCUCACGUGAGAUUCAAAUUGACAAACUAAAGGAUCGUCUGGAGCGGUCUGAGGCUGAAAUCAUUGAGGUGCAAGUGGCCCUCAAACAGGCUCGGCAGAAUACCGAGGCUUCUCAGAAUGCCUUGAAGGCUGCUGAGGAAGAAACGCUGCGCUUGAAGGGAGACCUGAAUAACUGUUCAACUGAGUUCAAACGUACUGUGAAGCACGCUGAGGAGAUUGAAGAGUUGGCUCGGAAAAAAACCGAGGAACUUCGGCAAGCUAUCGAAAGCCGUGACGAAAUGAUUACUACAUUGCAGAAGGAACGGGCAAUUAUCUUGCCUCAUCUAAAUAAAGAGCAAAGCAAAAAUUUAGUUUUACAAGAGAAGCUACAGCACCAUAAGGAGCUUGAACAGCUGACUGCUGUUGGUUUACGGGAGCGCGUUGCUGAUCUAGAAGCAGCUUUGCAUUCCAAAGAGAUGGAAGUAGAGGCAGCAAAGGGGCUUAACACAGACACGCAACGAAGAGUGGAUGAACUCCAAGCACAACUAUGGGGCCUGCAGGAGGCAUCGGAGUCAAGAGAGAAAAAACAUAUUGUAUGUAAGGAGGAGCUCCGAAAGGCUCUUGCGGCUCUUGAAAAGGAGAAGGUAUCUGCCAACAGCCAGGCGGAGCGCUUGGAAUCCGAAGUGGCCUCUGCCAAUGCUUUACGUAGGAAAUUCAAGAAGGAGAAGAGUAGAAUGGAGGCAUCGCUUAAAGAGCUUGAGGAGAAGGUAAAUCUGGCAACACGUGCCGAGAAAGCCAGUCAACAUCGUGAAUCCGCACUUUUGAAGGAUUUGCAGGCGGCAGAGGCCGCUCUAGAGGCCUCAAAGGUGCAGACGCAACGGGCAAUCGAUGCACAAAGAGAGUUGUACCGAGACACCGCGCAUAACGCCACCAUGGUGGAGCAGAAGUGCGCUGAUCUGGAACUCCAACUCAAGUUGGCGCGGGAAAAUGCCGCUUCCACUCGUAGCACGUGCGAUGAGCUACAACGGCGCUUGACUAACAGUUAUACCCGUAGUGCCGAGUACUCCGAGGAGGCCAUUGCGAUGAAGAUUGCGUUUUCGGAGUUGUUGAUGCAGCUUUACCGAGAAACAAUGCAGCAGAUGAAGCGUCAUCUCCAUAGCAGUUGGAUUGUAUGUCAGCAUGCCAAACAUGAGUAUGAGGUGAGAGCGCGUGACCUAGCGGAGCAGAUGACCCUUCAACUAGAGAAAACAAAAACGGAUCAUGAUUUAGCCAUGGAUGCGGAGCUAAACCGCCAUCGUGUGGAGAUUGCGCGUCUCAUGGAGCAGCACCGCGCGGAGCUGGUGGAGUCUCGUCAGGCCGUAUCGGAGAAAGCCUAUGAGAGUCGUCGUGAGAAGGAGGUGGCGUCCUGUGCUCUCCAAGAGAAGGAAGAGGCCCUUCAUGCGGCUACCGUGGAGUUGGAAUGCGCCAGGGUUGAUGCGGUGCAUCUCAGAAAGCAGCUGCGCCUUUUACAGGAACAGCGUGAUGCAGCUGAAGUUCGGGGAUCUGAGCUCCAGCAGAAGCUGGAUGAGGUAUACCGCACGCAGCGUCGCGAGAACGAUGCCCUGCAGCGGAAGCUGAAUGACAGCACUGCCGAGCACCGCCACAACGAGGACGAGAUGCGUGAAUUGCGUGCGGAGAUCACUGCCCUGCAGCAGCUCAUGUCGGAGCAACGAAAGCUCAUCUCCGAGGAGAGGGCGGAGUUCGCAGCGGUAUCGGAGCGUCUGCAGCGGGUCCAAGAGGCUCGCGACGGCGCCGUUGCACAGCUAAAGGACCUCAAAAGUCAGGUUGCCGCCGCCAAAGCGAACCUUGAGAGGAUGCGGGAAAGUCAUCAACUCACGCUAGGAAGCGUGCAACAGGCACAUCAAGCGGAUAAGGAUCGAAUAGGGAAGCUCCAGGAGCAGUUGAGUGCGUCGAACGCCGAGCUUCAGCGUCUGCAGUGCCACGCCGUUACUCAACGCGAUAGAAUCGACAGCAUUGAAGGGGAGCUCCGGACGGCGCGGGCCGCGGAAGCGGAGCUUCUCGCGCGGGUUCAGUCGCUAAGCUCGGGGAUCUCAGCUCUUCGCGAGAAGUGUGCGAAUUUGGAGUCUCUCAAGAACAUCAGCGACGUCGCUUUCGCAGAGGCGCAGCAGCGUGAGCGCAAUUUGAUGGCAAAGCUUGAGGAGUUACGCAACUCACAGCAGCUGAUGCAGGUAUGCUUCGACAAGCAACAGGAGCAGCUCGAGGUGGGGCGGCGUCUGCGGGAGCAACGAUCGGAAUAA
Molecule: messenger RNA, 4239 nt
Organism: Phytomonas sp. EM1
Lineage: Eukaryota; Euglenozoa; Kinetoplastea; Trypanosomatida; Trypanosomatidae
Source: the annotation of a GenBank genome assembly